CGGGUUGCUUUACACGACCGAUUCUUUCCGUAAAGUAAUUGAUUUCUUUUUAAUUAAAUUAGAGAGAAUACUGAAUAGUGGUGAUACCGCGAAGUGCGAAGUGAACCAUGAGAAUCGUUAUUGUGCACAUAAAAGAAUUGAAUAGUACUUGAAUACAAAGUGAUGUAAAAGUGAAACAAAAAUGGCUUCGGGCGAUUCAGAUCACAUAGAAGUGAUGGAAAGUUCUGUUUUGAAAAAGUCUGAGAACGCUACAGAGCAGUCAGUCGCCGAGGACGAUGAUCGCGACAGGAGUUCGAUCGCCGAAAAAAAUGUACCUUACGACCCAGCCGUCGGCCCAAUGGGCGCGAUCAGCAAAGUUCACAAGUCGGACCGGAAGAUCGGACACCGGCGCGUCGGCGAGGGCGGAGAGAUCACAUACAAGAAGAUACAGUCCUCGCAGAUCAUGGGAUCGAUACAGCUAGCACGCAAUGUAACGAUUACAAAAACAGCUGACGCCGGGGUCAACGGUCUCGUGUUCCACGGGGAGGUUCCUUAG
This is a messenger RNA of Bombyx mandarina (wild silkworm), 535 nucleotides long. Its product is annotated as phosphatidylinositol 4-phosphate 5-kinase type-1 alpha. NCBI's taxonomy places the organism in Eukaryota, Metazoa, Arthropoda, Insecta, Lepidoptera, Bombycidae. Gene Ontology annotation, biological process: phosphatidylinositol phosphate biosynthetic process. Gene Ontology annotation, molecular function: 1-phosphatidylinositol-4-phosphate 5-kinase activity. Gene Ontology annotation, cellular component: plasma membrane. The record is from RefSeq and is a predicted model, not a curated record.